Molecule: messenger RNA, 2121 nt
Organism: Sphaeramia orbicularis (orbiculate cardinalfish)
Lineage: Eukaryota; Metazoa; Chordata; Actinopteri; Kurtiformes; Apogonidae
Product: actin-related protein 2/3 complex subunit 1A-A
Exons: 10
Coding region: 145-1215 (356 amino acids)
Biological process (GO): Arp2/3 complex-mediated actin nucleation
Cellular component (GO): Arp2/3 protein complex; actin cytoskeleton
Molecular function (GO): actin filament binding
Source: RefSeq, a predicted model, not a curated record
CACUUCUACCACAGGUCAGGCUGCACAGCUUCAUUCGUGUCGACUGCUCAGAGUCCGCGAAUACAAGUCCGCACCUCCCACCACCGACUCAGUCUGACCACACACACUCCACUCCACAGCAGCUUCUCCUGCUUCUGUUCCAACAUGUCUUUCUACAAUUUUGGCCUGGAGCCAAUCUCCUGCCACGCCUGGAACCAAGACAGGACACAGAUUGCAAUGAGUCCCAACAAUAAUGUGGUAAACAUCUACGAGAAAAAAGGCAAAGAAUGGGUCAAGAUCCAUGAGCUGACUGAGCACAGCGGACGAAUAACAGGCAUUGACUGGGCUCCAGUGUCCAACCGCAUUGUGACAUGUGCCUCUGACCGAAAUGCCUAUGUGUGGACUCUGAAGGACGGUGCAUGGAAACCCACCCUGGUCCUGGUGCGCAUCAAUCGUGCUGCCACCUGUGUGAAGUGGUCUCCACUGGAGAACAAGUUUGCAUUGGGCAGUGGAGCUCGUCUCAUUUCUGUGUGCUACUUCGAGAAAGAGAAUGACUGGUGGCUGAGUAAGCACAUCAAGAAGCCCAUUCGUUCCACGGUCCUGAGUCUGGACUGGCAUCCCAACAAUAUCCUGCUGGCUGCUGGGUCUGCAGAUUUCCACUGUCGAAUUUUCUCAACCUACAUUAAAGACAUUGAGGACAAACCUGGACCCACUGCCUGGGGGGCCAAGAUGCCCUUUGGAGAGGUGAUGCUUGAGCACAAGGACUGUGGUGGGUGGGUGCAUAGCAUCUCCUUCUCCCCCAGUGGAGACCAGCUUGUCUGGGUGGCCCACAACAGCAGCAUCUCUGUGGCCGAUGCAGCCAAUGGGAAGGAGUUAACCCAGCUGACCACUGACCACUUGCCGCUACUGGGCGUGCUUUAUGUCAGCCCCAGUGAGAUUGUUGUCGCGGGUCAUGACUGUUGUCCCUACCAGUACACUUAUAAAGGCCCAGGGGCUCUGGAGUUUGUGAAAAAGCUGGACAUCCCCAAGCAGACAUCCAAGAGCAGCAUGUCGGCCAUGCAGCACUUCAAGAACCUGGAUAAGAAGGCCACGGAAGAGGACAGCAGUGAACUGGACACACUGCACCAGAACAGCAUCACGCAGCUGUGUUUUGUAUCAGGAGAGAAGGCCAAAGUGGAGAAGUACAGCAGUGUCGGUCUGGAUGGAGCCAUGGUGAUCUGGGAGUUUAAGCACUGAAACAUCACAAGCUGUCACAUGAGUCAUCUGAACCAACUGGAGCUACUCAACCCACAAGCACAUAAAUAUCAGACUACAGAUUUACAGUACUUUGAAAUAACUGUCUGCACAUACUUGUCAAAUUUGUCAAUAAAAGAUGUUUUAGAUUCAAAAGAUCAUCUCAUGGCAGAUGUUGUCAUGGAUCAUGUUGUAUAAGAUGUAUUCAUUAUGAUGAGAUAAUGGUUAUUAGUUAAGUAAAUUCUAUCUGUACAACGCACUUACAAAAAAGUUGAGAUGCUGUGUAACAUGUAAAUGAAAAUGCAAUGAGAAUGCAAAGAUUAGUAAAUCUAAUAUUUUAUAGAACACAUAAAACAUAUCAAAUAGUUAAACUGACCAAACCAGUAACACUUUAUAAUAACUAUACACUAUUAAGCAUUAGUUAAGCAUUGGUUAAGCAUAAUUUAAGCAUUAGUUAAUCCUUAAUUCCUGAUGAACUCAUCAUGAAUUCACCAUUAGUAAUGCAUUACAAAGCAUUAGUAAAGACAGUUAUAAAUGCUCAACUAAUACAUUACUAAGCAUUAGUCAAGCAUUAGUAAAUCCUUAAUUUUUCAUGAAUUAACCAUUAAUUCAACAUUAGUAAUGCAUUACAAAGCAUUAGUAAAGACAGUUUUAAAUGUUCAACUAACACAUUAAGCAUUAGUUAAACAUUAGUAAAGUGCGUAAUUAAUUGUUAACUCAUCAUUUGUAAAUAAUUAGUUAUACAUUACUAAGCAUUAGUAAACACAGUUAUAAACAUUUUAAACUCAACCCAUUUAUAAGUACUUAAGCAGCAGUUGAGCAUUAGUAAAUGCUAAUUAAUCAUGAAUUCAUGAUCUGUAUGGCAUUUAUUAUGCAUUACUAAGCACUUAAUAAACUCGGUUAAAAAUG